UCAUAAGCUUUUUAACAUAACCUAGGGCAUUGAUUUGUUUUAAAAGCUCAAUAAUUGAUUGUACUUAUUCAGCAUUACUUUGAGCCACAAUUGUCUUUUGUUAGACCAUCUGAAAAACAUUUGUUCAUAAUGAUUUAUCUUCCUUCAUCACACACAGUAUAAUUUCUAUGAGAUGAAUAAAAACUAUCCUCGUGAAAUACACAUUCAAAAUGGGAAAACUAUACACAAUCGAAGUGCUUUGAGUAAUGGCAAGGAAGAAAAUAGCAAGUUAGAACGAAAUUUAACUAUCCACUGGUGCGAAUCUGAAAUGUCUUAUCAUGAGCUAUCCCGUGAAUAUACUGGAGUCGAUAUACGUAAUAACGAAUUGCAAAAUAAUAAUUACCUUGCUGCACCUGGUGGCCAAUUAAGACCCGCAAUCUCAGAAGUAGAAGGGUUGGACAGAUACGCUAAACAAUGCUUAGAAGAGAGAUCUGUAACACCGCCUGAAAGAAAUGGAUAUAUGAACGGUCAUUCAACUAAAUCGGAUGCUAAUCACGUUUCUACAGAAUCGUUUUCCUCAUUUAAAAGGCAUCCUACUCAUAAAAGUGAUCAAAAAAAUGUACAAAAGCAACCAGAAAGCCUGACAGUUUUCGAGAAAUUAUGUCAAAAGUUUUCUAAAGAUGCAACUUAUAAGAAUGAAAUACGUGCUGGAAAACGAUUAGGAUUUUAUCGAUUUGUUCUGGAUAUUGGAAGAGGGAACUUCUCAAAAGUCAAGCUGGCACUUCAUAGUUUAGUCAAUAUCGAAGUUGCAGUCAAGGUUAUUGACAGAACUAAAUUUGAUGAGAAAACUCGACGCUUACUUUCGCAAGAACUAACAAACAUGGAACGUUUACAUCAUCCACACAUAAUUCGUGCAUAUGAAGCACAUGAGGUAUUACAACGUUGGCAUUUAGUUAUGGAAUAUGCGCCUAAAGGUGAACUUAAUUCAUAUUUAAAACGAUCUGGUCGAUUGGAUGAAAAAACAUCAAAAAAUUAUUCUUCACAAAUACUUUCAGCUCUUGAUCACUUACACAAUAAUGGUGUGGUUCAUCGAGAUCUAAAGGCGGAAAAUGUUUUCAUCGUCAGCAACAUGUAUGUUAAACUUGGUGAUUUUGGCUUUUCUAAAUGUGUGGCUCCAGAUGCUGCCUUGACAACGUUCUGUGGCUCUCCGCCAUACGCUGCUCCUGAGUUAUUUGUUGCGGAUUCUUACACAGGACCAGCUGUGGAUCUUUGGGCUCUUGGUGUUCUCUUAUUUUAUAUGGUGACUGGAAGUUUGCCUUUUAAAGCGGAUAGUUUACACAAAAUUAAACGUUUAAUCCUAUCAGGUGAUUACCGAAUCCCAGCCUAUGUUUCAAAUGAUUGUCAAACAUUAAUCUCAGGAUUAUUGGUGACUAAUGUUGAACGCAGAUAUACCGUAUCUCAGGCGAAAAGUUCCAAAUGGUUCAGUGAUAUUGACUGGCAGCAUCUAAUGAAACAUAAAGAUCCAACUCCUGAUGAGAUUGAUGAUGCAUCUGCUCGGUAUCUAUUGAAAAAAUGGUGGGAUGUAGACUCUUAUGAAUUAGAUAAAGCAUUAAGUGAAGGCCCUAAAAACAAACUAACUGGUAUUUAUCGUAUUCUUCGUAGUAAAGGUUUACAAUACAAGAAAGAUCCUACCUUACCUGAUCAAAAAUAUAAAAAUAAACGAGGUCGAGUUAAACGUAAUGGUUCUUGUAGUACCGGUAAAAAUAAACCACGACCAGCUAGUGUAUCACAUAAAGAAUUAACGACUGUUGAUUUAAGAGAUCAAAAAUCUAUAAAAAGUGGUGAAAACUCUACGCGAACUUGCAACAUUUUGUAAAAAAAAAUAAAUAAUGUAUAAUUCAUUUUCAUUUUAUUCUUCAUUCAUUCAUUCAUUUGUAUUUUUUAAUGUAAAAAAUUUUUAUUUCAUUUUCUGUUUGUUUAUAUUAUUUUCUCUAUAAUAAUUUUGGAUGGAAUACAGGUUAAAAUGGAUUAUUUUUUGUAGUCUUUAGCAUCACAUCAUCAUGUUACUAUUUCUUUGAUACAUUUUUUUCUUCUCAAAAUGUAUUAUCAAUAACUUUUCACCACUUUGGUUCAACUUCACUGAUUAUUUGUAUGAUGUAAGAUGUUGCUAUAAUAAUAAUAAUAAUAAUAAU
Messenger RNA from Schistosoma bovis, 2171 nucleotides. The record is from the annotation of a GenBank genome assembly. NCBI's taxonomy places the organism in Eukaryota, Metazoa, Platyhelminthes, Trematoda, Strigeidida, Schistosomatidae.